CCACAAUUUCCCAAAAUCCGCUCUCUACCUCAUACCCCGGAUUCGUCGACGCGUUCGCCUGCGAUCACGCCGCCAAUGCAUCAACCGCAGCAGCGUCAUCUGUCAACCUAUCCGGCACUUUUGGAGCCAACAUGCAGACGAAGAUUACCGAUGCCUCCAGACACACAUUUAAGAAGAAGCAGCUCGCCAAGGAUCCUUCCGACUCCGCCACCAUUAUCCCCCGAAUACAGGUGCCCAAGUGCGGCACCGCAUUUGGAACGAAGGCCGUCUGGGAGACAACUUCCGAGACCACCAACUGCUGAACUUAGUAAUCUCACAAGUCUUGCACAUAAUGGGCCUGGAAACUCUCAAUGUUCAUUAUCACCAGUAUCACUUACACCUGAUCCAACUCCAGAUGAGCCUGAAUUCUACGAAGAAGAAGAUGUCGAUGAGAGUGAAGUUGUUGAAGAAGACUAUGCUCAAGAAGAAGAAGAAGAAGGAGAUGAUGGAGAAGUCGUCGAAUAUGAAGAUCCUGUAGUGGUAACACCUCCAGAAGAAAUUCGAAGGAUAUCACCUGAAAUUCUCAUUGCACCACCACCCCAACCACGUCGAAUGUCAAAGUUUUCAGUCCAUUCACCGUCCAUUGAACAGAUCACCAGCAAAUCAAGCUCUGACACUGAAGAUCCAAUUGCUCAUGGACUUGAUCCUUCUCUUUAUUCUCCAAAUGCUCCAAUUAUCAUUGAAAAUAACAAUACAGCUAUUCACAAAACGAGUGUCGCUUCAAGUUCAAGCCCAACACCUCAACAACCUCGAGGUCUCGGUCUACUCCAUUGUUCACUGCUGUACUUUGCAGUUCGAAAGCGUUUACGCGUUACAGUCACAAAAAUUGAAGCAUUAGCCGGCGAACUGAAACCAGAAAUGGAGAUUCAUGCAUUGUGCAAGGUUAGCAUACCAGGAUUGAAAGGAGGAAAAGAACAGACGUCGGAGACAAAACGUGGAAGGGAUCCAUUGUUCAAUCAUGAAUUCUUCUUUGACAAUGUGACACACGAAGAGCUCGACACGAAGGUUGUGAUAAUUACAGCAUGUCACGCAGGAGGAGGAAUUAAGGGAAAAGAGAUUGUGAUAGGUGAAGCUUCUGUCCCACUUCGAGAUAUUCGUGAAAUGAAUACCAAAAAGGAGAUCAAGUUCAUCGAGGAGAUCAAAGGAUUGGUUCCCAAAAAACUUGGAAAAAUCUACACAUCAUCGAUAAUUGAGAAGGAUUCCAAAAGAUUAACCAUCAAUCUCAAAAAGGUCGACGCUCUACCGAAAUGUGGUUUAAUUGGUGCUCCUGACGUUUGCGUCAAAAUCACGUUGACUCAAGGAGCCAAGACACAGACAAAGUCGUCAAGAGUGAUAAAAAAUACAUGUUCUGCUGUUUACAAUGAAGCUGUCAUGUUCCUCUGUGGAACAUCAAAGAAUGAUCUGGCACAAACUUCAAUUGUGAUUUCGGUACAUGAUGCUCAAAGAACUUGCACCGGAGAUGACACCAUCGGAUGCGCCUAUCUGGGUAUUGGAGCUGUUGAUAAAUCAGAAAUUGAUCAAUGGAAAGGAACAACAGAGCAUCUUGGAAAAGAGUAUAAGGGAAACCAUACACUAAAAGCUCCAAUAACGGCUCCCCCUGUUCAUGUUGCAGAAGCAAAUGAUGAUGUUGCAGCGGAUGAUGAUGAUUAAAAGAGCACUAAUCGAAUCUAGCGACUUUUCAAAUUUCCUUCCACACUCUGUAAUUACCUUGUAAUCCUCCUAUCUUCUCAUUUCUCAAAACUUUGUGAUCCAAUUAGCCCUCUUCCUAUCCUCUCCGAUCUCAGGAAGAUGGCACCCAUCGGAGAGAGUAACCCUGUCAUUUUAUAAAACGAUUCAUUUUUCCCAUGUAGCCAAUUAAAACGACGCGGCCAACCUUGGAAUUCAUCAACCAGUACUGUGCCAAAAAAAAAACAAAAGUACUAAAAAUGCAUUGAAUCUUUUUCUUAUCCCAAAAGUUUUCGAUCGAGGCCAAAAAAACUUAUCGAUUUCAUUGAUACUUGUGUGUGGCUUUCAUUUAUUUUUGUUUCAUAUCGAACUAACAUUUUCCCAAUUCAUUAUCAUCUAUGAACAUUUUGCGGUAA
Molecule: messenger RNA, 2120 nt
Organism: Caenorhabditis elegans
Lineage: Eukaryota; Metazoa; Nematoda; Chromadorea; Rhabditida; Rhabditidae
Gene: sue-1
Product: C2 domain-containing protein
Exons: 11
Coding region: 76-1689 (537 amino acids)
Source: RefSeq, marked reviewed